This is a messenger RNA of Parathielavia appendiculata, 656 nucleotides long. RefSeq lists its product as uncharacterized. NCBI's taxonomy places the organism in Eukaryota, Fungi, Ascomycota, Sordariomycetes, Sordariales, Chaetomiaceae. The transcript has a single exon. The record is from RefSeq and is a predicted model, not a curated record. The coding region runs from base 137 to 466 and encodes 109 amino acids.
GAAAAAUUUUGUCAAGCAACCUCAACUGCGACUACCCCUCGCCGGUCCGCUGUGGGAAUCAGGUGUGUCUGGGUGUUCAUGAUGGGUAGCUGGUACUUCGCUCGCCUAGACCACGACACAUCUUCAGCCAAGCGGAAUGCCCCCCUCGAAUGGACAUUCAAUGAUGGUGUCCGGCUCCCCGUCUCCCCGGCACCUGAGAUCGGCCGAGCCAGUUCGCUCAGGGCGGCAGGACUCUUCUUUUCACGCCGCCGGCUUAUCGUUCCGACUCGGCCACUCUGGGCGCUGUGGUGAAGCAGUGUGCGCGCCUCGCAAGCGCAGUCGACAAACGGAAACCCGACAGUCGAGGCCACUGCAAAAGAGGCGGCAAACCGGGACAGACGGUGUCGCGGGGCACCUCGCAACUGACGGCCCUGUUGGUGGAACAAAUGCCUGGCCCCUGACUCCUCCCAAAAAGCCGAGAAGCUAGUCCCUGCUUGUUGCACGACCACCCCUGGACUCAGUGGAAGAGGGAUUGACACAGGGCGCGGGACCGACUGGAUCGUUCUUGGCUGGAUCAGCCAGAUCUACCUACGAUGCGGACGAUGACACCUCAGUUUCAGGUCGACAUACCCAAGGUAUUCAACACAUCUACUGCGAUACUCCAGAUCCGGGCCACG